CCACGGAAAGGCUUCAGUCUUAAUGCUGUGUCCUCUGCGUGCGCACUGCCUCCCGCUUCCACGCUCUCCCUCUCUACUGUUGAGUGCAUAAGAGCGGUUUCCUCUGCAGACCACUUUGCAAAGCUCCGUGCAACAAGUUUGCAGGAGCAGCAGCGGCACGCCGUCACGCAGGUUGACUUCACUCGGCUGGAGCUUGAGCGGCGCUCCACUCAUCCAUCUGUCGCUGUCACCACAAAGUCACCGUACGUGAACGCAGCGUUGCAGGCGCACACACGCACGCUCGCUCACUCACUCACACAGAGCAGAGUGCCAUAAAUUGGUGACUCCGCGCCAGAUGCGGUUUGCUCUCAGCAGCGCGUGGAGUUGUUAGUUAAAUGGAGAACGCAGUGGCGAGAGGAGCAUCUAAGUGCAUGGAAAAAAUGGAGAAAGAACUGUCGCCCCGGCAGAAGCGACACUACUGCCGCACGACUGCGCUGAACGUCUUCUCCUCGUUUUGCUCCGUGGCGUCCGUCGCCUUCUGCAUUUUCCUGAGCAUUAGUGGAGCUGACAUCAAGAACCGAGUUGUGGAUUUGGAGAGUGCCAAAGGCGAGCACACCUUCACCCGUGCCCCCGGCUACUCCGUGGAGGAUUUCAAUUCACUGAUAGAGGAAAGAGUGGACGAGCUGCUCUCUCAGCGCUCCUAUGAGAAUUUCGUCAAGAUUCGGACAGCCAGACAAACAUCACCUGAAUGCAACUGCCCUCCAGGACCUCCGGGAAAGCGGGGAAGAAGAGGCCGUAAUGGAGACCCUGGACCUCCUGGCCCUCCUGGUCCAAAGGGUGAAAAGGGGGAUCAAGGCGACCAGGGACCACGGAUGGUCUUCCCUAAGAUCAAUCAUGGCUUUCUUUCCGCUGACCAGCAGCUCAUAAAGCGACGGCUCAUUAAGGGAGAUCAGGGGCAAGCAGGGCCACCCGGGCCCCCGGGGCCACCGGGCCCUCCUGGACCGAGGGGGCCUCCAGGAGACACUGGCAAGGAUGGGCCCAGAGGUGUGCCUGGUCUACCGGGUGAUCCAGGACAGCCUGGGGAAACGGGACCCCUGGGACCUGAGGGGCCGCAAGGGCCGAAGGGUUCACUCGGGCCUCCUGGCAUUCCCGGUGUUGAUGGACUGAAGGGGGAUGUUGGCAUCCCAGGACUGGACGGUGUUCCAGGAGCCAAGGGUGAAAUGGGAGAACGAGGUGAAAAGGGUGAUUUGGGUGAGGAGGGACUGAAAGGUGAACCGGGAGAGAAGGGAGAUGCAGGCUCCUCUGCAGCAGGCAUCAAGGGUGAACCUGGAGAGCCUGGAAGAAGUGGACUAAAGGGAGAGCCAGGACUUCCAGGGCUGCCUGGACUACCAGGGAUAAAGGGUGAGCCCGGGUUUCUCGGUCCCCAGGGUGAGCCUGGGCUUCCAGGACUCCCAGGAACUAAGGGUGAGAAAGGUGACCACGGACCACCAGGGAAGGGGGAACGAGGAGAGACGGGACCCGCUGGACCAAAGGGUUCACAAGGAGAGGCUGGUACACCUGGCCCUAAAGGGUCAAAGGGCGAGGGUGGAGAUAAAGGAGACUUGGGGCUCAUUGGACCAAGGGGCCCACCUGGGCAGAAAGGAGAACAAGGUGCCACCGAAAUCAUCGACUACAACGGAAACAUUCAGGAAGCUUUACAGAAGAUUACCACUAUUACAGUUACGGGUCCCCCUGGGCCUCCUGGGCCAACGGGACCACCAGGCAUAAAGGGGGAUCGCGGUCUGCCUGGUCUUCCUGGACUUGAUGGAGAAAGAGGAUACAAAGGCUCUAAAGGAGACAUGGGGAUGCCCGGAGCUUCAGGGGAGAAAGGAACAACUGGUUUACCUGGCUUACCUGGUGUCAAUGGAAUGAAAGGGGAUAAAGGAGAUGCAGGACUCACAGGUCCUCAAGGUCCUUCUAUAAUUGGCCCUCCAGGGCCACCAGGGCCCCAUGGAUCCCCAGGACCUAUGGGUCCCCAUGGCUUUCCUGGACCAAAGGGUGAACCUGGUUUGCAUGGGGCAAAGGGUACUCGAGGAGAACCAGGACACAAAGGGGACCGUGGACCUCUGGGUCUCCCUGGAGCCUCCGGCUUGGACGGCAAGCCUGGAAUUAGGGGCAUGGAUGGGCCUUCAGGUCCUGCUGGUCCAGCUGGGCCGAAGGGGGAUAUUGGUGAGAAAGGAGCACCAGGUGAGCCAGGGCCAAGAGGACCCUAUGGACUACCUGGAGCUGCUGGAACACCAGGCUUGGAUGGGUUGCCAGGCUUAAGGGGAGAAAAAGGCGACGUUGGGGAAAGAGGAGAAAAGGUAGAUGUAGAUAUACUGUAACGGCUCAUUAAUAACUACAUAGAAGGCUGAUGUCAAUGGACAGUGACAGGAUGCUUUAGAGCUAUAAUAUCAAUAACUGAAGUACUGACAUUAUUAAACCACAGUAGCUGACUACAGUACAUUUUAAUUUGCUAAUUUCAUUAGCCAUUAUUAUCCUAAUGAGCUUCCUUUACAGAUACUGUGAACAUGUUUUGCUUGGGCUCAGUCUUUUGUACAGCAGUUGUGCCUCCUCGACAGAUGGACUCAAGAGCCAAUUGGAUAAUAGCGUCCUAUAACGGCAGUCCUCCAUUGCUUAAAGUGUCAUCCCCAGUCCUCUCAAACCAGCUUUUGUUCUCCACUUUUGAGUGAUUUGCCAUCUCAUCAAAUCCAGUGUCAUUCUAAGUCAUUUAAAGCUGAUUUUGAUGUAUUAGCCCAAACAAGUCCAUUGACAACAGGCUCUUAAAAUUCAUGCUUAUUUAUUUUCUGUUGUUUCCACGCAUGGACAUAAACUUGAAGCAUUUCACCUUGAGUUGCUGAGCCUGUUGGUAAUCCUUUCCCUGCUUGUGUUUACAGUAGUCUGUAGCUUUCAGUGUUACUUGUGUGUGUCUCUGCACCACUAACAGGCAUGAUUUGUUCGGUAGAUGUCUUUAAGAAACUGUAUCCUAUAUAAAGACGCUUUGCUGCUCCGUGGCGUGUUCUGUGAAUCGUCGUGUUUACCGCCAAUUUCUAACGCACAACAGAUUGUAGCGCUGCGCCUCUUUAGUGUAUUUGUACAGGUAGCGUCUGAUAAGAAUCUGGCAAAGUGUGGAUGAUACACAAUAAUCAAGUACUUACACUUUUAAUGAGUUAUGGGUGGUGGCUAUGAGUGCUAAUAACUUGCAUGAACUCAAUUCAACAUACGUUACCACUUCAAAGUUUGGGGUGACUUUAAAUUCAUAUUUUAUAUGUAUUUUUCAUUAUAAAUCAUUUAUUAUGUUUGAUGGAAUUUCUACACAGGCUCAUUUUCAACCACUUCAAACAAAUCUAUCGUAUUACCUGAUGAGGGUUCAUCUAACUGAUAAUGUUUGCAUAGCUGAAAACUGUUGUGCUGAUUAAAGCAACACAUGCUGAAGAGCAAUAAAGGCUGAAAUAGGCUUCAAACAAUAAUGUGUCACGAAGCUGCCCGUGAGACAUCCGUUUCUCAAAAUAGAGAUUCUGAUGUACUUCUCCUCCAAGUACAGCAGUUCACUGAGGCCUUCCCAACUCUUAGUCUCUUAUUAUUCAUUUUCAGGGGUUCUGUGAAGGGAGUAGUACACAUAUGUUAUGAAAUCCAUCACAGGAACACUUUAACUUCUCCAUCUUCUUCCAGCUGCUGUCUUUAGUGGCCAUCUUCAUCUUACCUUAAAUGAAGCAUUCUCGUUUGUCACGCUGACCCUCUGCAUGACCUCCUUCACAUUGACACUGUCUCCAAACCAUACAUGAAAGCAAGUCUAACCAUUUUGUAAACCUUCCCUUUCAAUAAUCUCCACCCGCUCCACCCUGCCUGUAUUAUCUUCUUCACCUCUCUUGUGCAUUGUCCAUUGCUUUCGAUGGUUGACCCCAAGUAUUUAAAGUCAUUCACAGAAGAGAUGUCACCAUGCAUCUCCACUCUUACACCUGCUUGUUUCUUACACCUACUCGUAUUCUGUUUUGCUUUUACUAACUCUCAUUCCUCUUCACUCCAGAGCAUACUUCCACCACUACAGGCACUCUUUUACCUGCUCUCAUUAUAGAUCACGCUCUCAUCUGCAAACAUCACAUGAACCCUCUUUCAAAGGGCAGAAAAAGCUUUUUUUGAGGCUGUUUUUGCUCUUUGCAUUAGGUAACACAGUGGGAAUGUGAACUGAAACACAGAAGAGAUGUCUGUGACAUAUCUGACUGAAAAUUAAUUAACUAUUCAUUUAUUAUAAAUUAUUUCAUUUAUUUCUCAUUAAAUCUUAAAUUAGAUGGAAACAAUGUGCUUUAAAACACCCACACAUGCACACUUUUACUUUGAAAAUCACCCCAAACCUUUAAGUGUUGCUGUACUUUCUCAAAUCUGAUAUUUCUAACACAGUUGAUUUGAGUAUGUGAAAAUAUUUUGUUCUACAGGGAUACAGUUUGGACUUUUUCAGUGUGUAGUAAAAUUUUAUUCUGUCUUUCUGGAGGACUUUUUCCCUGCUACACUUUCUCAUCCUUUGUGCCCUUGACAUCCCUUUGGCUAUGAAGUGUUUUUUCCAAUUUCUCCUACCCACCUCACUACCUCCCUUUUUAUGUCUACUUCCUGCCCUAAGGAAUGUUUUUAGAGUAGCCGGUAUUGUUUGGUAUCCCCUCCUUCCUAACACUGACCAUGUGUCGUUCCUCUCUGUGGGCCAUAGCCUCCCUUAUUUAAUCCCUCCUAAUAGCAGUCCUUAUUGUUGACAAAUGCUUCUUAACUUGACCAAACCGUUGUA
Molecule: messenger RNA, 4771 nt
Organism: Haplochromis burtoni (Burton's mouthbrooder)
Lineage: Eukaryota; Metazoa; Chordata; Actinopteri; Cichliformes; Cichlidae
Product: collagen alpha-1(XXV) chain
Exons: 35
Coding region: 375-2342 (655 amino acids)
Source: RefSeq, a predicted model, not a curated record